AUGGAUUCAAAACAAGCCAUCACGGAUUCGCUUCCAAUUCCAAAUCAGAACGCGUGGAUCAGGCUCCUCAAGAUAUUUCCCUCUAAAUCGGGCAAGAAUCACUACGAACUCAUCACAUUCCAUUUUCAUGACCACCCGCCUUACAAGGCCAUAUCCUAUGCGUGGGGCGACCCUGAGUCUAGUCGAUAUGUAUCCAUCGUACAGGGUCGACGUCAGGGGUGGUUGAAGGUGCCAGUCAAUCUUCAUGCUGCCUUAGAGACCUUGAGAGAUAAGACAGAGGAUGUCUUGGUCUGGGCGGAUUCCGUGUGCAUCAACCAGCAGGACAACGGCGAGAAAAACCAGCAAUUGCCUAGGAUACCUGCAAUCUAUGGCAACGCAGAUCAGGUAGUCGUCUGGCUAGGAGUAGAGAUGGAUGACUCCAAGCGGGCUCAAGAGCUCUUGCUCAAGGCCGAAGAGACUCCACUCGAUUCAUCACCUCACAGCAUAGACUAA
Diaporthe citri is the source of this 492-nucleotide messenger RNA. RefSeq lists its product as uncharacterized. Bases 1 to 492 code for a protein of 163 amino acids. The record is from RefSeq and is a predicted model, not a curated record. NCBI's taxonomy places the organism in Eukaryota, Fungi, Ascomycota, Sordariomycetes, Diaporthales, Diaporthaceae. The transcript has a single exon.